AGUGCGCGAUCGAGGUCUCUCUGCUGAUGCCACAGUAAAACCACAGAAGAAGAAGAAGAAGUGGGAGGACCGCGCGGCAGAGCACGACCAAAACCACAGAAGAAGAAGGAUCAGGAAAUGAUCGUCAGCGUGAUCAGAUGGACGGUGAGGCAGGUGACGUCAUGGUGACCUCAGCAAACAGAAAGCGUUCAGUCGUCACAGGAAGUGCCCGGAAGAUGAAAGACAACGCGGCCGACUGGCACAACCUGAUGAUGAGGUGGAACAAACUGAACGAGGACGGAUUCAACGUCGCAGAAAAGAUCGUGAACAUCAGACUUUCUCAGAGCGACCAGCAGCUUCUGGUGGGAGAGUCUUCAUCAUCGUCUUCAGCAGCUCCAGCAGGGGGCGCUGCAGAGCUGGAGGACGAGUGCUGCAAACUUCAGGAUGUUGUCAACAAAAUGGUUGCCGUGGUGACAAAGAUGGAGUGUCUGAUGACAUCACAGCGAGGCAUUCAGGAUCUGGAGGAGUUUCAGUUUGGACCAGAAGGAAGAAAAGUACCUCAGUUCCACACAUGGAACACAAAACAGUUUGAGCGGACGUGUGGUUCCCUGUGCGACGCCUUCCGUUCGGAGCUGAGGCUGAAGCAGACGAUCCUAGAGGAAGUGGGCCACACUGUGACCUCUGACCUCAGCGUGGUGCUCCUGUCCUGCUGGCUUCAUCAGCCCUUCAACCCACCUCAGACCCGCCGGGCACUGGAGGCUCUGCUGCUGGAGACCGGGCACCGCCCACUAUGAUUUCAUCUGUCAGCUGUUAGCUUAGCACAGGGGGAGUAGCUGGCGUAGCUUUCCCUGGACUGAACCAAAUGUUUAUUAAAUAUUGUUUUACAUAAAUGAA
This is a messenger RNA of Scophthalmus maximus (turbot), 873 nucleotides long. Its product is annotated as cyclin-dependent kinase 2 interacting protein. The record is from RefSeq and is a predicted model, not a curated record. NCBI's taxonomy places the organism in Eukaryota, Metazoa, Chordata, Actinopteri, Pleuronectiformes, Scophthalmidae. The coding region runs from base 138 to 773 and encodes 211 amino acids. The transcript has 5 exons.